This is a messenger RNA of Ornithodoros turicata, 1017 nucleotides long. RefSeq lists its product as uncharacterized. Bases 1 to 1017 code for a protein of 338 amino acids. The record is from RefSeq and is a predicted model, not a curated record. NCBI's taxonomy places the organism in Eukaryota, Metazoa, Arthropoda, Arachnida, Ixodida, Argasidae. The transcript has 5 exons.
AUGACAAGUCCUGGUGAAGAGUUUAUUCCCGGGGGCUGCACGUCUCUCGUAAAUGGGUGGUACAGUGAUCUGCAGCAGUUUCGCCUUCCAAGUAAUGAAGACGUCGUUGAGCACUUGAACUCAUCGGGUGUCCCAUCUGCUCGACAGAUGGAAGAGGGACAUUGUUUUAAAGAGGAAGGCUACGUGAGACAGAUUUAUGUGCAUACUGUAUCACAGGAUUGCGACUACAACGUCGUGAAGUGCAUUUGCCUGCCGUCCAUGCGGUCUGGGUAUUACGUCGUACACGCCGUAAUAAGAAAGGACAACGGCAGUAUUGCUGGUGCACAUUGUUACUGUGCAGCGGGAUUGAGCGGUUCAUGCCAGCACGUCGCAGGGCUAUUGUUUAGCCACGCAGAAUGGAAUCACAGAGCAGAGCCUUCAUGCACUGAUAUGCCCUGCAAGUGGGUUGUGCCACCAUCUGCAAAACAGCCAGACCCUCCUGCCACAAUUGAUAAAAUCGACUUCCGGAAAAAUGCAGCAGGAGUUACCAGGAGCCGUUACAUACCCUCUGCACACCUAACACCGGCCAGUAGUUCACAACUGGCAGCGGCUGUUGAGAAGGCCCAUCCCGAGUGUCUAUGGCUAAGAUACAACAGAGACCUGGAUGAUGACACAAGCAGCAGCCACCUGCAACCACCAACAGCUGUGCCAACGUCUGACAACUUCAUGUGUGCCGAUUGGAAGUCUUAUAUACAACAGUACUUUGAAGCCAUUCAACCUCUCACAGAAGAAGAAAGGGUACAUGUACAGCAAGCAACGACUGGGCAAGCCUCCAAUCGUGUGUGGCACGAAGAGAGGACUGGACGCUUAACUUCUUCACUGUUUGGUCGCAUCAGAGGCUGUAGAAAGCCAGAAGGACUGCUAAAGGAAAUUUUGUACAGUAAGAAGCAAGUGCGCUGUGAGGCUAUGCAGUAUGGUCAGAACCACGAAGGGGUUGCCUUUACCCAUUCCUUGCUGCAUCACCAGAUCGAAUUGUAA